GCCCCGCCUCUUCCGUUUUUCGGGCCUGACCUUCCUGUGUUGGGCCGUCCGGCUAAGCCGACAUUGAAGGUGUACUCGCGAUUCGGCCCGACGCACUUCACUCUCGCGACAUAAUGGUGGCGUACUGGCGACAGGCCGGACUCAGCUACAUCCGAUACUCCCAGAUCUGUGCAAAAGCAGUGAGAGAUGCACUGAAGACAGAAUUCAAAGCAAAUGCUGAGAAGACUGCUGGCAGCAAUGUGAAAAUUGUGAAAGUGAAAAAGGAAUGAACUACCCUGCAUGAAAUGCUACAUUUCCAAGGUGAAGAUGUGUGGGCAUAUGCUAUGGCAGAUUGAAAACAAUCUCACAUGAUGGAAAAAAAAUACCUGUCUUGUUCAUAAAUUGACAGUGUCAAUAAACUGAAGUAUGCUUCACUCUUAC
Molecule: messenger RNA, 420 nt
Organism: Otolemur garnettii (small-eared galago)
Lineage: Eukaryota; Metazoa; Chordata; Mammalia; Primates; Galagidae
Gene: ATP5F1E
Product: ATP synthase F1 subunit epsilon
Exons: 3
Coding region: 114-269 (51 amino acids)
Biological process (GO): proton motive force-driven mitochondrial ATP synthesis
Cellular component (GO): mitochondrial inner membrane
Molecular function (GO): proton-transporting ATP synthase activity, rotational mechanism
Source: RefSeq, a predicted model, not a curated record